AAAAAAAACAAAAACUAAAAAAAAUCAAAGCUUGGGAAUGUGAUGUGAUUACAUGGGGACUUUUAUUUUCAGAAAUAUAAAUAAAUUGGUGUAAUUAAAACGGAUUGGACUGAAUUAUAUUGUGUAUUACUUUAGUCUAUGUGAUUUGGUGAUGUUGUACUUGUGAGAUUGUAUUUUUAUUGAUAAUAUCGUAUAUGCGUUGUUUGUCUGGCAUGUACAUAUAUCGGAAUUUCCUAAAUAGAAUAGGCAUUUCAUGUCGAGAACGCGUAUAAAAAUAACAUUGAAGUAUCCCGAAAGAACGAGCUUUCGCCUGCGCCAUGAUUUUUGUGAUUUCCAGGAGGAUAUGCUUGCACAACUUGUUGUUUUUAGCUGGUAUUAUCGGCAUAGCAUUGGCAGCACCUCCAACAGAUGAGAACCUUCCUCCAAGACCUAAAGAAGGUGGUGUGUCCACACGGUUCUGUGAAUUUUACAAUGACACCAAACCGCCAUGUGACCCAUCAAUGGACUCAUUUUGCACACCAGUUGCUCCCACUGUAGAAGAAUGCCAACCAACCGAAACAGACAAAAGCAGCCACUGCUUCGUUCUAUGGCAAUAUGACAACAUCACUAACACUGCCUACCCCAAGUUCAAAGGAUGUUUCCUUGACACAGUCUCCUGUACCGACCGAAGUCACCUCUGUAGACUGCACAACACCAAACUCCCGCUGCUCCAUUGCUGCUGUGAAGGUGACAUGUGUAAUCAAAACGCUACAUUCCCUGGCCUGGAAGUAGUCAUGUCGCAAACUGAUGCUCCACCUGAAAAAAUACCAGCAUCACCAGUACCAGAUCCUGAGGAUGACACGAAAGCUGUCAUUGCAUACACAUUGACGCCAUUAUUCUUGCUGUUUGCCAUACUAGUAGCAUGCUACUUCUUGUAUAGACGGCGUAAGGGCAGCUCAUUUGCUGAGCUCGCUAAUGGUGAAGCUUCAUUAUCGAGACCACCCUCUGCAGGUGGUGGCAUGGAGAAUGAAAGUGGGGGAUUGGUUGGACAGGUGUCAUUGUGUGAGGUUCGGGCCCGUGGACGUUUUGGUGCAGUCUGGAGGGCGAAGCUAGGUCCCCUUGAUGUGGCAGUGAAAGUGUUUCCGUUGCAAGACAAACAGUCAUGGUCGGCUGAACAAGAAAUAUACCGACUGGCACGCAUGGAUCAUCCAGAUAUACUUCACUUCAUUGGUGUUGACAAGAAAGGGGAUAAUCUUCAGGCUGAAUACUGGCUCAUUACUGCAUUCCAUGAGAAGGGCUCACUUUGUGAUUACUUGAAAGCCCACACGCUCACAUGGGCGGAGGCCUGGCGCGUAGCUGUGUGCGUGGCGCGCGGGCUGUCUCACUUGCACGAGGAAGGCGGCGGGAAACCAGCGGUGGCUCACCGAGACUUUAAAUCCAAGAAUGUCCUUCUCAAAUCUGACAUGAGCGCUUGCAUAGCCGACUUUGGCUUGGCUCUUGUCUUCGUAGCUGGAAGGGGCUGUGGAGACGCACAUGGACAAGUUGGCACGAGAAGAUACAUGGCCCCUGAAGUCUUGGAUGGUGCGAUCAACUUCACAAAAGACGCAUUCUUGAGGAUAGACAUGUAUGCAUGCGCCCUUGUUCUGUGGGAGAUCGCGUCAAGAUGCAAAGAUGGCGGCGCGGACGGCUCGUCGCAGUACCGGCUGCCUCUAGAAGAGGAGGUGGGCUCGCACCCGACCCUUGAGGAGAUGCAGGAAGCAGUAGUGCAGAGGAAACUGCGCCCGCACAUACAGCCGCACUGGCGGGACCACCCGGGUCUAUCCGUCCUAUGCGACACGAUGGAAGAGUGCUGGGACCACGACGCCGAAGCCCGGCUAUCGGCGUCGUGCGUCGUGGAGCGGGUGACCGCCACGCGGCCGUCGCGUCGCAGCCCUGACACGGCGCCGCUGCUCAUCCACGACCUCGCCGCGCAGCCCUGCUGACCGGCCGCCGACCUGCCGCUCAUCGAGCUGUAGGGAUGGGACGGUACGUAGAUCUUUAGGUUACGUGAUACCCGCGUAGAUUGUUUUAUGUUUGUAUCAUCUGCGCAGAGACAACCCUAUAUUAAAAUUAUAAAAUUAUCACUUCACGGGAUUUAUUGCAACAAUAUCUAUUUUAACGGUAAAUAAAAUAUAAAAAAUGCAACAUAAUAGUUUAAAAUAUUAUAUAGCAACCCUAUAUUGUCAUUUACCCAGAGAUAAAAUGUUGUUGCAUGUCAUCCGCUCAGAGACAAUCCUUCUUUAAAUUUCACCCGCGCAGAGACAACCCUAUGUUCAUGUCAUCCGCGCAGAGAUAUCUCUAUUUGCAAUAUGUUUGCGCAGAGACAACCCUAAUUUGUAUGUGUCACACGCGCAGAGACAAUCUUACUUAUAAUAUUUUACCGCGCAGAGAUAUCCUAAG
Ostrinia furnacalis (Asian corn borer) is the source of this 2418-nucleotide messenger RNA. Its product is annotated as activin receptor type-2A. The transcript has 5 exons. Gene Ontology annotation, biological process: cellular response to growth factor stimulus; protein phosphorylation; activin receptor signaling pathway. Gene Ontology annotation, molecular function: ATP binding; activin binding; activin receptor activity. The record is from RefSeq and is a predicted model, not a curated record. Gene Ontology annotation, cellular component: plasma membrane; activin receptor complex. Lineage: Eukaryota; Metazoa; Arthropoda; Insecta; Lepidoptera; Crambidae. Bases 318 to 1961 code for a protein of 547 amino acids.